Molecule: messenger RNA, 1489 nt
Organism: Orbicella faveolata
Lineage: Eukaryota; Metazoa; Cnidaria; Anthozoa; Scleractinia; Merulinidae
Product: nonsense-mediated mRNA decay factor SMG9-like
Biological process (GO): nuclear-transcribed mRNA catabolic process, nonsense-mediated decay
Source: RefSeq, a predicted model, not a curated record
GCAUUCCCAUCAUGCAGCUGGUUAAAGGUCAUUUUGUUUGUCCUUACAUGAGGUACCAUUUGAAUGCAAGAUGGAGGACCAAGACAGGGGAUUUCGUCGUGGCAGAGGCGGUCGCAGAAGGGAAAGAGGCUUCCGAGAACGGCCUGCAAGGGGUAAAGGUGAAGGUCCCACAGGAGCCCACCCAGCGGCAGCCUCAGCCUCACCCAUGAAGACACCCAUUAUACUCACCAAAUCUUCUGCCGACAGGGGACAAGAAACUCCUGUGAAGCAAAUCCUGAUAAAACCAAGGGAAACUUUACCAGAGGGCGUGGCCAGACCCAGUGUUCCUCAGCAAGCUGUAGCUCGUGGCAAAACAAUUUUAUCAGAUCACCCAGCAGGCCAAGCAACUGAUAGAUCUGCAGGUGCUACACAACCUCAUGGUAUGGGUGGGGCAGCGGCAAGCACAGUCACAGGAGCAAGUGCAAAUGUUGAAGGGAUAACUACAAACUUGGCCUCCCUCAAACUUGGUCUUCACAGCCGUGAUGGAGCUCCGCAACUGAUGAAGUUACUUGAUGAAAAUCUACAGUGGAAUGACACUGCUUUAGAGAUCCUUCUUGAUCAAACAGACUUCCUGGUGGUGGGCAUCAUUGGGCCCCAAGGUGCUGGAAAAUCAACUGUUCUCUCUGUUUUGGGAGGAGCUGGGCCAUUCUCUGACUCGAGGUCUCCCUUAUUUCCUGUGCAGUCAAGACAAGUCCAGGAGGAUGGAAUAAAUCAGACUUCUGGUAUUGACCUGGCUGUAACACAAGAGAGAGUGAUCCUUUUGGAUACUCAGCCACUUUUGAGUGCAGCAUUGUUAGACCACCUGAUCCACCAUGAUCGCAACAUUCCUCCUGAGUAUACCUCUCCGGAAAACUACAAUGAAAUUCAGGUAAUUGCUUCUAAAACGUUUUUGUCCUGCAUGGGACAUGAGGCUACAAAUUUUACGUCUACUAGUUACAUUGCCCACUGCAUUAUUUUGUAUGCUCUGUCACAUGGUUUGCAGAGGUGUACAUUAUAUAAUUGUCCAAUUGUUUCUGUCUGUUUUCUUUUUUUUUUUUUUUUACAAGGGAAUGGAAUAUGCACCAAAUCGCCGACUUAUCAAGGAAAUCCAAGCUUUGAUGUGGUUUUACACAGCCUCCGGAAUCAGAUCUUUUCUGUGCACCGACAUCUCCUUACUCACCAUUCACUUACGGAAAGAAAUUGGUUCCAUUUUGCUGCUCGUUCGUGGGAAACUGUCAGGAAGUCAAGUUUGAUCUCAGAGUACAACAGGCUCCUUUGUACUUGACCUACUGUAUACAGACGAGGUAAAGACGACGCUUUCUCCGCAACGUAGAGAAGUGCACGGUCUGCUAUGGAAAGAAGUACAUUGCGACUUUUGGAAAUAUCAGUUAAAGUUGAAGUCCAGUUUUCAUGAGAUUUUUCUUGGAAAAUAAUAAAAGAACUAAGAAGUAAACCUUAGACAGACAUUUCC